AUGUUAGCAGACCCUGAAGGAAAAGUAAGAUUGCAUAGUAGAAUAGCUUUUGAGGUUACUUGUAGUAAAGAAGAUGCAAAUUUUCAAAAUCUCUUGUGGGCAAUUCAAAUUAUGAGACAUCAUAGGUUAGAGAGAGUGGUGUUUGCUUGUGAAGAUGUGGCUUUGGCUGGAGCAGUUAAUAAGCCUAUGAGAUGGCAUGCAUAUAAGUUUCAAGGGUCUCUUGUGAGGAAAGGUUUGGAAGGCUUCAAAGAGUGGGAUUUAGAGGUAGAAAGAGGUGAAGCUUCUAGAGGAGUUAUUCUCAUUGUUCAGAGUGUUCCAAGAGAUGAUAGAUCGUAA
Molecule: messenger RNA, 336 nt
Organism: Arabis nemorensis
Lineage: Eukaryota; Viridiplantae; Streptophyta; Magnoliopsida; Brassicales; Brassicaceae
Source: the annotation of a GenBank genome assembly